Protopterus annectens (West African lungfish) is the source of this 2009-nucleotide messenger RNA. RefSeq names its product elongator acetyltransferase complex subunit 4 (gene ELP4). NCBI's taxonomy places the organism in Eukaryota, Metazoa, Chordata, Ceratodontiformes, Protopteridae. The transcript has 10 exons. Bases 80 to 1312 code for a protein of 410 amino acids. Gene Ontology annotation, biological process: tRNA wobble uridine modification. The record is from RefSeq and is a predicted model, not a curated record. Gene Ontology annotation, cellular component: elongator holoenzyme complex; transcription elongation factor complex; cytoplasm.
ACAACCUAGCAUUUUCUAAAGGUGAUUGGCUGAGUUAGGAGACUUCCCAGAAGUCGCUGCUGUCAACUUAGAAACAAAAAUGGCUGCUCCCUAUGAAAACGGCAUGAGAAGUUCUGCAAGUAGUCCUGGGUUUGGUAUACAUUGUACUAGUUUUCAAAAGAAAACGCGUAGUAAAUUGGUUUCUAUUUCUGGAACAAAACAUUCUCUCCAAAAUGGUUUGCUGUUAAUUUCCACCGGGAUCCCUUCCUUGGAUUACGUGUUAGGAGGUGGCUUAGCUGUUGGAACCCUCUUACUCGUUGAGGAGGAUAAAUACAACAGCUUUUCCUUCUUAUUUCUUAAAUACUUCCUUGCAGAAGGAGUUGUCUGUGGGCAUAAUCUGUUUGUGGCAUCAGCCAGUAAGCAUCCAGGAGACAUUUUACAGGACCUUCCAGCACCUAUAGUUGAUGAUGUUGACAAGAUUGAAAUGCAAGAGGAAGUAAAAAUUGACUCCAAAAAACUCGAAGAACCUAUGACAAUAGCUUGGCGCUACCAAAACCUGCCAAAAAUGCAAACCUCUGUCUCAUCUUCAUUAAGAUUUGGACACUAUUAUGAUGUAUCAAAACAAAUGGCCCCACUGAUGGUUCAGUCAGCAAAGUGUCACAAAUUUUUCCUGCCUGAUGAAGUGUGCUUGGUUUCUUCUGAGAUGCCUAGUAAUAUGAAUGCUGGUUAUAGACAGCUGCUCCUUUCUAUCCAAAGAGUCAUCCAGGAGGAAGGAUUUGACGGAGCAUGUCCCCAGAAUAAACAGAGAAACAUCCUAAGAAUAGGCAUCCACUCUCUGGGAUCACCUUUAUGGGGCGAUGACAUAUGUUGCAGUGACAACCCUCAGCAUGUGCACAGUUUUACCAAGUUUCUGUAUGGUCUUCGAAGUCUUCUGAGAACAUCACUGUCUGCUUGCAUUGUAACAGUACCAGCACAUCUAAUUCAGAACAAGGUGGUUAUGGCACGUAUAAUGCUGCUGUCAGACACAGUAGUUGGCCUUGAAUCAUUUGUUGGCUCUAAGCUUGAAACCAGUCCGCUGUACAAGGACUAUCAUGGGUUGCUUCAUGUAAGCAAGAUACCUCAUCUUAACAGUUUAGUCUGUAAUGUACCAGACAAUAAGGACCUUGCUUUUAAAUUAAAGCGGAAGCUGCUUACUAUUGAGAAAUUGCACUUGCCUCCAGACUUGUCAGACACAGUGAGACGCUCAGGCAAGCAGGAUCUGGCAGAACCUACAAAAUCGCUGAGCUUUGGAUGUCCCACUACUGCUGUGAGCAAGAAACACCUGGACUUCUAGGGAUUUCUACUUAACUGUUCCAUAUUGGUUUACAUAACAACGUAAAUUAGCAUAUGUAAAUCUUUUUUUUAAUGAUCUGGCCAGGAAUUCACAGAAUUAAAUUAACAUGUUUGGCAUGUAUAGUAAUGCCAAUGUUUAGAAAAUGUUUUUUGUUUUUUUGCUACAAAGUUGUCAGCUUCCUUAAUACUUUCACUGAUAUGCAAACAUUUUAAUGAAAUCUUGUAGGAAGCAGAAACUUUUGGAACAUAAUUAUCAACAACAUUUUAUAAGAAAUAACUUUACAUCCAGUUUGUGUAUGCUUUGACACACAAGCCUUUUGAAAGCCUUAUGAAAAUCUUUUUCGUAGUGUUUUGUUUCUGUUUGUCAUAAACAGAUAUUCUGUUUUAGUCUGCCACAAACAGUGGGAUAUUUUCACUCUGUAAUAGUCUGCACAACUAUUCAUUGCUGUUGUACUGACUCUGCAUUAAUAAAAUAUGUCCUGUUUCAGUAAUGUGACAAAUCAUUAAUUAUGUUUCAGUAGUGUGACAAAUCAAUCAUAUCAAGUGUUGUGGCAUAGAAGUGUUAUGUGUCAACAUUUUUGUUGUAUCUUGUGAUUUCUAAAACUGCAGUUUGACAACCUUAUUUGAAGAUGCCAUUUACCUGUCCUAUUCCAUUUCAUGUUCCUUUUGCAAGUAAAAACACAGUUUUGUACUCUUCA